This is a messenger RNA of Saccostrea echinata, 2492 nucleotides long. Its product is annotated as dnaJ homolog subfamily B member 14-like. Gene Ontology annotation, cellular component: endoplasmic reticulum membrane. Gene Ontology annotation, molecular function: Hsp70 protein binding. The record is from RefSeq and is a predicted model, not a curated record. Gene Ontology annotation, biological process: cellular response to misfolded protein. Lineage: Eukaryota; Metazoa; Mollusca; Bivalvia; Ostreida; Ostreidae. The transcript is spliced from 9 exons. The coding region runs from base 32 to 1120 and encodes 362 amino acids.
UUUAGUAUUAGUAUUUCCGGUUCAGAUCAAAAUGGAAGGAAAUCGAGAUGAAAGUGAGCGGUGUUAUCAUCUCGCAAACAAGUAUUUAUCGGUUGGAGAUCUCGAAAAGGCAAAGAAAUUUCUUCACAAAGCAGAGCGAUUAUAUCCAACACAAAAGGCAAAAGAUUUGUUAGAGAGGAUUGAGUCAAUGUCUGAUGAUGAAUCUACACAAGAUAACAAAGAAAACCAAGAACCUCAGAAAGAGGGAGUACGCCACAGGCGGGGGAGCUUCGGGAGGGACAAGACAGAAGGGUCAGGUGUGAAAGACUACACAGAGGAACAACUGACUAUGGUUCGCAAGAUUAAAAAAUGUAAGGAUUACUAUGAAAUUCUUGGAGUAGAGAAAACUGCAACAGAGAUAGAACUGAAAAAGUCCUAUAGAAGAUUAGCACUACAGAUGCACCCAGACAAGAAUAAGGCGCCAGGUGCUACAGAAGCAUUUAAAGCCAUUGGAAAUGCUUUUGCCGUUUUGAGUGAUGAAAGUAAGCGCAGGCGGUAUGAUGCAUAUGGUCCCGAAAUGGAGGAGACCAAUCACAGACGACAUACCUACAGAAAUGAGUUCGAAGGUGACAUCUCACCUGAGGAACUCUUCAACAUGUUCUUUGGAGGAGGAUUCCCCUCAAAUAAUGUUUAUACACACCACACACACAGACCUCGACAUCGCCAUCACCACAGUCGUGAACAUGUAUCUAAUGAUUCUGGCUUCACACUGUUGCUGCAGCUGUCCCCUAUACUACUUCUAGUCUUUCUAUCUCUGUUGUCCAGUUGGUUCGUUAGUGAUCCAAUAUACAGCCUUCAUCCAUCAGGGAAAUAUGAUACAGAGAGAACAACAUCAAAUUUACAUGUGAAAUAUUAUGUGAAGAAUGACUUUAAGGUGGAAUUUAAAGGUGAUUUAAGGAGGAUAGAGAGAAAUGUAGAGGAAGAAUAUAUAUCUAAUCUAAGACAGAAUUGUUGGAGAGAAAGAACGUAUAAAGAGAACUUAUUAUGGAGAGCUAGAAAUCAUGCUGAUGCACGAUUAUAUGAAAAAGCCCAAAACCACCCUACACCAUCCUGUGAUAGACUUCAGUCUAUAUAUGCGUAGGUAAAACCCAGAGUUCUCCAAUGUACAGAAUGUACCUGUGAUCUUUGGGUCUGUUUUAGCCAGGAAUGGAAAGAGACGUUCUUAAUGAGUGAUGAUUAAUUUCCAGUGCACACCAGAAAAUUCCCUUUUUAUCCAGGAAGUGCAUAAUUUAUUCAUGGAAUUCUUAUCAGUGGACUCGAAUGCUGUGCAUUCUCUAUUAAAUUAACAUGGAAAGUGUGGUAAAUUGUCAGUGAGGUACGUUUUUAAUUGCAAGUUAAAUAUUGUCUGAAUGUGUUGACUGAAUGUUAUUCUUUCUGGGGUUAUUUUUUCUUUGCACAGUGAAAAAACUUUGUGAAGGUUUGAAUUUGUGUGUUCUGAUGAAUUACAUGUACAUAUAUUGAAAAAAAAACAACAAAAAAAACCCCAAUCUUUUUGAAGUUUUGUUAGACUUUUAACAAGAAAAUAAAUAGGACAACUAUUUGUAAAAAUCAUAUUGGGAUUUUAAGUAUUUGCAUUCUUAUGAGCAUAAAUGGUUUGAAUGUAAAAAUCAUUAGAAAUAACUCAACCUUUUCCCUCAGAAUUGUUUGAAAAAAAUCAUGAAUAAUUUGCAAUGCAUUUUAAUAUUUGAACAUGUAUUCAUUUAGUUCAGAAUAAAUGUAUUAAGCAGAACUUUCUGCUGUGACUCAAGAAGCAUUGUGAAUCCAUUUUAAUGAUAUUUUAAAUAUUUAUGGAUACAAAAUUCAGUGUUUCAAGUGCCAAGACAUGGAUGAGAGUAGAAUUAAUGAAGUGUGCUACAUGUUUUGAAAUGUAGAAGGCUCAUUGCAUUAGUUCAAAUAAUUAUAAUAACUUGCAAUUAUAACUAACUUUUUGUAAUAAAACGUGUUGCUGUUUGCAGAAUAUUUAUUUGUGAAAGACUAAAUCAUGGAUCUUUUGAAAGUACAUCAGAGACAUGAGUAGAUAGGCUUUUUAAAAGUUGCAUGUGUUAAACAAAAAUUUGAAAAAUUCCAUGUACAAAAUGUUCAGUACCUAUGAAUGGCAUUGAAAAUACACACAUUAUGAGGAUCCACAUUUUUUUCACUCUGUGUCAAGGUCUGAUUUGGGUUUUAACCUAUCAUUUUUGUCCCUGAGUAGUUUUUAAUCAGACCAAAUUUAAUAUUUGUUGUUACUGUGAUUUAGUUUUAAAUGUUCGACUUUUAUUUAAUUGUUUGUCCUUCUUCAAAAGUUGUAUAAAUAUAAAUACAUGUAUUUAAAUAACACGGGGGCAAAAUGUACAGUUGUAAUGAAAACUUUUGUACAUAGCACCAUAAAAAUCGAAAAUUUUUUAUAUUUGUUGUGUUUAUUUACAUGUAUAAUGCAUAUUAAAUAAAUCAGAUCUCUUUCAUAACAUCUUCUC